UGUUUCUUUCUUUUACCUUAGGUUGGGAUGGAAGUGGCUCCUCAUCUCAAAGAAAGUCUCAACAAAAAUUUUUUUGACUUCCUUCUAACAUUUAAACAAAUACAUGGAGACACAGUUCAGAAUCAGCUGGUAGUCCAGUGUGUGGAGAUUCCAUUGUAUUUGACUCUCUAUUCUCCGGCUAUUGAUUGGAUUUUACAGUGUAUUGCAUACCGUGCUCCAGAGGGACUGCUUACUGAGAUGAUGGAAAGAUGCAAGAAACUGGGGAAUAAUGCCUUACUUCUGAAUUCAGUGAUGUCAGCAUUCAGAGCUGAGUUUAUUGCUGCAAGGUCUAUGGAUUUUAUUGCCAUGAUUAAGGAGUGUGAUGAAUCUGGAUUCCCCAAGCACCUUCUCUUCCGCUCCCUGGGGCUAAACUUGGCAUUAGCUGAUCCUCCUGAAAGUGAUCGCCUUCAAAUAUUAAAUGAAGCCUGGAAAGUUAUCACAAAAUUAAAGAACCCACAGGAUUAUAUUAACUGCGCUGAAGUGUGGGUGGAGUACACCUGCAGACACUUUACAAAGCGUGAGGUCAAUACUGUUCUGGCAGAUGUUAUCAAACAUAUGACUCCGGAUCGUGCUUUUGAAGAGGCUUAUCCACAGCUGCAGUCAAUUAUUCAGAAAGUUAUUACUUAUUUCCAUGACUUUUCCAUACUUUUCUCAGUGGAGAAAUUCUUACCAUUUUUGGAUAUGUUCCAGAAGGAGUGUGUGAGAGUGGAGGUUUGCAAGUGCAUUAUGGAAGCUUUUAUUAAGCAUCAGCAAGAAUCUACUAAAGACCCAGUCAUACUCAAUGCUCUUCUACAUGUGUGCAAGACCAUGCAUGACUCUGUGAAUGCACUAACACUUGAAGAUGAGAAGAGAAUGUUAGCAGCUUUGAUAAAUGGAUUUAUAAAAAUGGUUUCAUUUGGCCGUGACUUUGAACAACAGCUGAGUUUCUAUGUUGAAGCCAGAUCAAUGUUUUGCAAUUUGGAACCUGUUCUUGUCCAGUUGAUUCAUUCUGUGAACCAGCUGGCAAUGGAAACAAGAAAAGUGAUGAAAGGGAAUCAUUCCAGAAAGACUGCUGCAUUUGUCAGAGCUUGUGUUGCCUUCUGCUUCAUUACAAUUCCUUCUCUGGGUAGUAUCUUUGGACGUCUUAAUCUGUACCUACACUCUGGACAAGUUGCCUUGGCAAAUCAGUGCCUUUCACAAGCCGAUGCUUUUUUCAAAGCUGCAGUGAGCCUUGUUCCUGAAGUGCCAAAGAUGAUCAAUAUAGAUGGAAAGAUGAGGCCCUCUGAAACAUUUCUCCUGGAAUUCCUUUGUAAUUUCUUUUCCACUUUGUUAAUUGUUCCGGACCAUCCAGAACAGGGUGUGUUGUUUCUUGUUCGAGGACUACUCAAUGUGAUCCAGGAUUAUACUUGGGAGGAGAACUGUGAUGACAAAAUCCGGAUUUAUACUAAUGUUUUGCAUCUGCUCUCUGCAAUGACUCAAGAGACUUAUAUCUACCAUGUAGACAAAGUUGAUUCCAAUGAUACCCUCUAUGGUGGAGACUCCAAAUUCCUAGCUGAAAUUAAUAAGGUGUGUGAGACGGUGAUAACACAGAUCCUGGACCACCUCAAGACCCUUGGAAAGGAUGAGACCCUGAAGCGCCAGAGCCAAUUGGCACUUUAUUUCUUUAAUACCAUCCUAGCUCACGGAGAUCUACGGAACAACAAACUAAACCAGCUCUCUGUCAACCUCUGGAACCUUGCUCAGAAGCAUGGCUUUGCUGACACCAAGACCAUGGUUAAAACACUAGAAUACAUCAAGAAGCGAAGCAAACAACCUGAGAUGAGUCAUUUUGCCGAGCUGGCAUUAAGACUCCCACUGCAGUCCAGGACCUGAUGAAUGUUACCCUUCCCAGGGAGUCAUCUGUACAGAGGGGCACAAAGCCAAGUCCAUAAAAUGUGGUUUAUGCUGGGUUUUCAUUGGAGUUUUAAUGUAUUUUUAUUUUUAAGUUUCACUUAGAAUGUAACAUUUAUUGGGACAAAGGUAAAAAGUAAAACUCCUGACAAGCUACAAUAAUUUGAACUCCGUUUGUUUCCAGAUGUGCCAUUAAACUCUGAUUUAAAUGCUAACAUAGACCCAGUAAAGUGCAUAUUUAAAAUUUAUGAUGGUAUAUAACUUUCCGGCCCCUAAUCUGACCUGACUCUAACAAGAGAGGAAGGAAAUCCACAUAUAUAAAUUCAGAAGCCCCCAACUGCUUUCCAUUUGCAAGGCAGUCUGUUCUCCUAUGUGGAAAGUAAUGUUUUCAUAUAACAGUCUACUUAAAGAAAUCAGCAGUAGUUCUAGUUGAGAUGUAUAGUUCUCAGAUGCCUUAUUUGGGAUUGUUUCCAGCAUUUAUAUGUCCAUUUCCAGUAAAAUUUGGACAUGGCUGAGAUACUACUCUUCUGGAUGUGAAAAAAUCUUCUUGUAAUACAUGGUUACAGACAUGUUUAUAGCUUCAUUUUAAUCUAAAACUGUUCUGUAAUCUUCUUCCGUUUUAUCCAGCAAUCAAUAAGUCUUCAGAGGAAAAUAUAAAAGUAUUCAGAGAAAUUCUGUGUAUUCAGUCAAAAUGAACUAUAUAAUUGAAUAAAACUGUUAAUGUGCA
Gavialis gangeticus (Gharial) is the source of this 2635-nucleotide messenger RNA. RefSeq names its product UPF0505 protein C16orf62. Bases 28 to 1890 code for a protein of 620 amino acids. Gene Ontology annotation, cellular component: endosome. The record is from RefSeq and is a predicted model, not a curated record. NCBI's taxonomy places the organism in Eukaryota, Metazoa, Chordata, Crocodylia, Gavialidae. Gene Ontology annotation, biological process: endocytic recycling. The transcript is spliced from 19 exons.